AAUAUCAAAAGCAAGGACAAUCACCGCAAAUUACUUAUGUUCAAUGUCGUUUAGUGAAUAUUGAGUUCUUUAUGAAGCAAGUGAGAGCAAAAUUGCAUGUGUAUGUGUGUAUGUAUGUAUGUGUGUAUGUAAGAGAGAGAAAGAGAGAGAGAAAGAGAAAGAGUGGGGAAGGAUAAACUCCCGGUCGAUACCUAUAUAGGCAGGCUAAGGAAUAAACGUUUCAGUGAUGAUGUCUCUUCUCUUAGGAUUUACCCGUUGUUAAAUGACACCGUGGGGUUAACUUGACUCGGUUCCAACUAACAAACUCCCUAUCCCCCAUAGACUGUAAAUGUCUUAUUGUAAUCUAAAAACGCAUUCCGCAUAUUAAUAUUACUUAUGACGUUUUUUUUUGUUUAAUUAAAAGAUAAAUUUCUAAUAAAAAGAUUAAUCAUCAUAACGUACAAAAUUUUAUGAUUUCUACGUUUAUAAACGUCGAUAGUGAUUGUCUGACGAUAAGAAAGAAUCAUCAUCGUAGUGUUCUUAUUUAAUUUAGUGAUUAGACGAGUAAACUCUAAUAACAUAGAUAUAACUAUCAAAAUAAUAAUAUAUAAUCUUAUUAAAACGAAGAAAAUCAAGUGGUUUCUAAAGUGUCAUACAUUUUUUUGUUCAUUUCGAAGACUUUUAUUUGAUAUCUAUGUCGAGUCGCGAUAGAUCUUUUAGCUUUUUUUCUUUCUUCUCUUUUUGCUUUCCUUUUGUUAAUUUUUAAAAGAAUAUAAUUAAAUUGGAAAAUCACGUUUUACGAAGAAAAUGUCACCUCAAGAAAAACUUGAUACAACGACCACCACUGGGUUGAAUUUAACAAAUAAUACCUGUGACACUUUAUCGCAGACUUCAAAUUCUACAGAUAAACAUGGGAAUCGUAAGAAUUCAGGAAAGGAUAUUAAAAAUCAACUUGCCAAUGGAAAGGAUAUCAAAGAAAUGGACUUCGACGAUCUUUUACCUUACGUCGGGGAAUUUGGACUUUAUCAAAAGAUACUCUUCAUUCUGAUGAUACCAUUUGCUUCGUUCGUUGCUUGGGUAUAUUUCUCUCAAAUCUUUCUCACUUUGGUACCGGAAGAACAUUGGUGCUGGGUACCAGAAUUAGAAAAUCUUACCGUCUCAGAAAGAGUCGCAUUAGCAAUACCAAUUGGAAAGGAAGGUUAUUCAAAGUGUACCAUGUACGAUGCUAAUUACACUGAGAUUCUGUCAAAGGGUAUAAAGGUCAACGAUCCAACGUGGUCAAUAAAAAAGUGUCAGCACGGUUGGGAAUUCAACUACACGGAGAUUCCUUAUUCAACUAUAGCAACCGAGUUUGAAUGGGUUUGUGACGAUAGUGCUUUACCAAGUACAGCUCAGAGUAUCUUCUUCGUUGGCGCCAUUUUUGGUGGAUUGAUAUUUGGAUGGAUCGCUGAUAAAUAUGGUCGAGUACCAGCAUUGGUUGGAGCAAACAUCAUUGGAUUUUUAUCAGGAGUAGCUACGAUUUUUGCAGGAAGUUUCUGGGAAUUUGCCGCUUGCCGUUUCUUCUUUGGUUUUGCUUUCGACAAUUGUUUUACUAUGAUGUAUAUAUUAGUUUUGGAAUACGUCGGACCAAAAUGGCGUACAUUCGUAGCGAACAUGUCGAUAGCAAUUUUCUUCACCUUCGCCUCUUGUGUUUUACCUUGGAUUGCUUACUUUUUGGCCGACUGGAGAAUGACCUGCUUGGCAACGUCCGUUCCCUUAAUUUUAGCUAUAUUGUCACCUUGGUUAAUACCGGAAAGUGCAAGGUGGUUGGUCAGUCAAGGACGUGUAGAUCAAGCCAUAGGGAUAUUGAGAAAGUUCGAACGGAUCAAUGGUACCAAGGUUCCUGAUGACAUUUACAAGCAAUUUCAAGAAACCUGUGCUAAAUUGCAUAAAGAAGAAGAAGCCGACAAAUCUUAUUCCGUCUUAGAUUUGUUUAAAAGUCCACGGCUACGUAAGAUUACGAUCUUAUUCAUAAUAAUUUGGAUGGCGAUCUCUCUGGUGUUCGAUGGUCAUGUGAGGAACGUUGACAAUCUUGGUCUAAACGUUUUCGUCACGUUCACCGUUGCUGCAGCUACCGAAUUACCAGCUGACACAUUCUUGACACUCGUCCUUGACAGAUGGGGUAGAAGAUGGUUAGCAUGUGGUUCAAUGGUGAUAUCUGGAAUCUUCAGUAUCUGGGCUUGCGCUAUUUCAAACAGUAAGUUAUCCUUUAGGAAUAUUCAUUUUUACAUUUUACCAACUACCGAUUACUUUUCCUUUUACUUUUUCCUUACAGAUAUUUAUUCCGCCACUCUUGCUAUAUGUGGUAGAUUUUGGGUAAACAUUUCCUACAAUAUAGGUUUGCAAUACGCAGCUGAAGUUUUACCAACCGUAGUACGUGCUCAAGGAGUUGCACUGAUUCACAUAAUGGGAUACGUCGCCAGCAUUUUAGCACCCUUCGUAGUUUAUUUGAAUAUCAUUUCUUCGAUCCUUCCAUUGUUACUUUUAGGUAUCUUUGGAAUUUUAGGUGGUCUCUUAACUCUUUUCCUACCAGAAACGUUAGACAAGGAUUUGCCGCAAACUUUGGAGGAUGGGGAGAACUUCGGUUUGAAUCAAAAAAUGUGGGAUGUACCCUGCUUCUCAAAGAAAUCGAAAGAAAAAGAACCCCCAGCACCAGAAAUAUUCCGAUCAUUCAGCAGAACUAGCACGAGGAUUUCAAUGAGAGCAUCCCUUCGUGGCGAAGUGAUGCGAAGUAAACUAAUUCAUAGAUCCAGCAUGAGGUCGCAAAAAACAACAAGUCCGACAGUGGAAAUGGCUAAGUUAUAGCGAACAAAGUCCAUGUCAUUCGUUUGAUUCUUGCAAAUUGUGAUACCGAAAGUUAUUGGAGUUUUGUCCGAAGCUUCGAUAAUAAUAUCGGUAGAAAAAAAUGCAUCGAGUGACAAAUUUGUGAAAAAUUGACAUUAUUCAAAAUAACAAGUAUGAACAUUAAGAAGUUUUUAGAGAA
This is a messenger RNA of Polistes dominula (European paper wasp), 3001 nucleotides long. RefSeq names its product organic cation transporter protein. Gene Ontology annotation, molecular function: transmembrane transporter activity. Lineage: Eukaryota; Metazoa; Arthropoda; Insecta; Hymenoptera; Vespidae. Gene Ontology annotation, cellular component: membrane. Gene Ontology annotation, biological process: transmembrane transport. The record is from RefSeq and is a predicted model, not a curated record.